Exophiala bonariae is the source of this 633-nucleotide messenger RNA. RefSeq lists its product as uncharacterized. The coding region runs from base 1 to 633 and encodes 210 amino acids. The transcript has 2 exons. Gene Ontology annotation, molecular function: GTP binding; GTPase activity. NCBI's taxonomy places the organism in Eukaryota, Fungi, Ascomycota, Eurotiomycetes, Chaetothyriales, Herpotrichiellaceae. The record is from RefSeq and is a predicted model, not a curated record. Gene Ontology annotation, cellular component: mitochondrial outer membrane. Gene Ontology annotation, biological process: mitochondrion organization; small GTPase-mediated signal transduction.
AUGGAGGAGUCAGUCCACCACGGUAAGCCCGUCCUUCGGCCAGUGGUUGACAUCCUGUUCCUUGGUAGCCCUGGCGUCGGAAAGGCUACCUUUUUAUCACAACUACAGCACAUCCGCAAUGGGAAGCUUGAUGUUUCUGUUCCCCGGGCACGCGUCUUGCCACCCGAGAGCACCCUGUCCUUUGACGUGACGCUCUACCGUCGUCCCUACCAGUUCAGGAUCCAUCCCUCCACCUCGACACUCUUCAUCGACGACUUCCCCGCCGAGCCAGACUUCACCAUCAUCGCCUUCUCCAUCUCGUCUCGCGAGUCCCUACACAAUGCCCAGUUCUACUGGCGGAAGCAAUUGUCCAUGCACUAUCAUGAUCAGGAGCACGCCAUGCCCGUCAUGUUGCUGGGAUUGAAAAGAGACGAGCGGACCGAGAACAGGCUCGAGGACGGAUCCUUCGAGUGCGUGAUGCCUCAGGAAGCAUACCGGGUCGCGCAGGAGAUGCGUUGCGAUCGCUAUGCCGAGUGCAGUGCCGUCACUGGUGAGUUGAUGUGGGAGGUCCUGGAAGAUAUCACUCGGACGGCCGCAAAGACCACAACCGACGAGGGUGGUCUCAGUCAAGUCAACUCGUGUUGUUUGAUGUGA